Molecule: messenger RNA, 2223 nt
Organism: Aspergillus aculeatinus CBS 121060
Lineage: Eukaryota; Fungi; Ascomycota; Eurotiomycetes; Eurotiales; Aspergillaceae
Exons: 1
Coding region: 1-2223 (740 amino acids)
Source: RefSeq, a predicted model, not a curated record
AUGGCAUAUUUGCCUGCAGCCGCCAUCUUCCUGACGGCCUUAUUUUCCGGGUCUGCCUACGCCGCGACGGCCUACAUCGACCCGGACCUCACUCCGUCUUUCCCCAACGUGGAUCCGAUUUCCUAUGUUGAUACCAGCCGGACGGAGUAUGAUCGAAUUGUGCUCAAUGUCGACGGCAAGCCAUUCUUUUACAAUGGGGUGCAGCUGCGCGUCGAUAAGAUGAAGAACCACUGGAACAUGACGGAUGCGCAGAUCAGCCCUUUCUUUCAGCGUGUCGCCAACGACGGAUUCACCGUGGUGAACUCGCAGAUCACCUGGUGGGACAUCCAGCCAGACACCUACUACAACGCCACCGAGUCAACUUACAUCCGGGGCGGCAGCUACACGGCCACCAAUUACGCUGACGAGGCCUCGCACGAGAUCGGCUACAACGCCAGCGACGCGUCGCAGCAGGAGCUGACCUACCUCAAGUUCGAUUUCACGGCGUAUACGCUGGACCAGAUCGAUGCGGCCAAGGUACGUGUUUACGUCAAUGCCGCUCCCGACGGCGAUGUGGCCUUCUCGGCCAACCUCUACGGCAUCACCAACAACACUUGGUCUGCCGACACCCUAACCUGGAGCAACGCUCCCAACCAUGAUGGCAUUCAGAUCCAGGGGACGAACGGCACCGACUACUGGUGGACUGCCAGCAACCCCUCGUGGGACCCGAUCAACGAAGCCUCGUACUAUGAUUUCGACGCCUCUGAUUUCAUCGUCAAUCACUGCCCCGACGGCAUCGCCAGCUUCAUCCUACAGCCGCAAGUGAACGACACCGCCGUGCCCAACGGAGCCACCCUCGACGGCGUGCGUGGGACGUACCCACCGGAGCUCUGGCUCUCGAGCAGCGAUAGCUGGAACUUCGACCACGUCGACAACGUGCUUGACUGGGCGGGCGCCGCGGGUCUCAAGAUGGAGAUCCUUUGGUUCGGCUCCGACACGACCAGCGCCACGGUGGACUUCCGUGUCCCGUACUUCGUCUACCGACACGUACUUGUCCAGAAGGUGCAGUCGGACGGCACGGUGGUGCCGGCGAUGCUCAAGAAGCAGGGUUACGACCAGGGAGUGUACUGGUACCUGACCGACAAGAACGACCUCGCGCUGCGGGCGCUGGAGAAAACGGCGCUCAAGACGCUCCUCAACCACGUGGCCGAGUACAACGCGGCCAACGGGGACCUGAAGACGCUGGUGGGAGUGGACGUGGCUAACGAGAAUUCAGUGACGCACAUUCAUGGCGUGGGGGACACCGUCUACCACAACCCGCUCACCUGGGGCGCCUACGGCAACUUCUCCUCGCAGGCCGCCUUCGUCGCACGCACCGAGUGGGAGUACUCGGUCAACCUGGCCAACGGGGUCAAGGAGUCGAAUUAUCCCGUGUGGACGCGGCUGAACACCUUCACCACCGCCGAGGAGAAGUCGAUCGACUACAACGAGGCCCAGCGGUUGACGACGGGCACCAGCCUCGACUUCGUCGGCCUCGACCCCUACUCGACCUCGACGUCGGUGCUGUACGCCUACGGCCAUGAGACCGUUGCCAUCGGCGGCUCAGACGAGAAUUGGGCCAGCGGGUCCAAUCUGCCCAUGGUCAUGGAGAACUCGGGUGCCACCUCCUCCGCCGAGUCCCUGCUGAUGGCCUCGCUGGCGGGCGGCGCCUUCUACAACGUCUACGAGUACAUGGGCCCGGACAACUACGGCCUAUACUACCCCAAGAGCACCACCACGCGGGACUUCACUCCGGUCGCGCGCAGCUCCUACGUCGCCGAUGUGAUCGCGACCAACAAGCUACUCAAGGCGCUCGCGCUGGACCUCUCGACCAAGCUGCCCGCCGGCGCCGGCGGCACCCGCCUCGUCUACUUCAACCCCUUCAGCAACAGCACCCUAGACCAGCGCAGCAUCGGGGACUUUACCGUCAGCUACAGCCCCGCCUCCACUGGCGGCGUGGGCAUUGGCAUCCUCCGCAGCGACCAGACCCUGCUCCUGGCCAGUACGCGCAACUCCACCUUCACCGUCGCCGGCCUGUCCACCUACGGCAUCAGCGCCGUUGAAUAUGGCUACUACACCUCGGCCGGAGACUUCGUCGCCAAUGGCACUGUCACCUACAACUCCACCUCGACCGGUCUCACCGUCCCGGUUCAUCAGGAUCAGCUGGUUCACAUUGAGACGAAGACGGCCUUCACCUUGCCCUAG